Messenger RNA from Funneliformis mosseae, 1404 nucleotides. The record is from the annotation of a GenBank genome assembly. Lineage: Eukaryota; Fungi; Glomeromycota; Glomeromycetes; Glomerales; Glomeraceae.
AUGUCCCAAUCAUUAUCGCCACAAUAUUAUGAGACUUUAGAAUUCAUCAAAGAUAAUUUUCAUGAUGGUAGAAGAACCUUAGAAGAAGCAAAGCAUUACAUGAAUGACAGGCCCAUACCAGUUUCUAAUAAUCAUAUCGUGAAUGAGGUCAAAUUGGAUGAAAGAUAUAGAAUCAAAAGUAAGGAAUAUUUAGAGGUUGGGUUGAAAAUGUAUGAGGACGUUGUGGAUGAGAAUUGGAAAGAUUUUGAUGAUGGCGGGUUAUGCGGAGAGUGGAUUAAAGUUAAGGAUGAUAAGAACGAGGGUGAUGGAAAUGAUCUCGGAAAAAUUAAGGUCACAGGAAGGGUCGCACUUCACUUGUUUGGAGGGGGAUAUUUUUCGGGAUCCAGCAAAAUAUCUCGCCGUGGUACUUUCUCGAUCGCUAAGCAUGCUGAUUGUCAAGUUUUUUCAAUUGAUUAUCGUCUUACUCCAAAAUAUCAAUUUCCUGCGCAACUUUGCGACGCUUUAGCAGCGUACUUUUACCUUAUCAACCCUGGCCCGGAAGCUGGAUUUGAGCCAAUUGAUCCAAAACGUAUUGUGUUUUAUGGAAUUAGUUCUGGUGGUGGAUUGGCUGUUGGUACCGCGCUGUUUCUUCGUGAUUCUGGUUUACCAUUGCCAUCCGGAAUUGUUUUAUUUUCACCAUGGGUGGAUUUAACAAGUAGCAUGCCAUCAUACAGGGAACCUGGAAUGGAUAAAUCUGAUAUGGUACCUGGCAAGUUAUUCUUUCCUCCUCUUGGCCCCCCAGGCCCCAUGUCAAUUGAAUAUCUUGAACGCGCAAAAAUACUAUCAGAAAAGAUUAAGCAAAAGAAGCCAAAAGUGGUUGGACACCCUUCUUUUACCAAUCUUCCAAGGAUUAAGUUCUACUGCGCAAAUGAAGCCUUGGCCAUUCCUUAUGUCAGUCCAAUGUUGGCUGAAAGUUUAGGAAAUUUACCACCUAUUUUUUGUCAAGCAGGUGGUGGAGAAAGAUUUCGGGAUUCAAUAGUUCUAUUUUGUUUUAAAGCUUCCGAUCCAAGCAAGUACCAAGUACCCGAAUACGCUAUGGAGAAUUUUUCCAAAUCUCCAUUCAAGAAGCCCACAAAAGUGACACUCGAAGUCUAUGACGACGCUUGCCACUGCUUUCACAUGAUUCCAACUGAAAAGAUUGUCAAGUUUGCGUUAAAUAGAGCAAAUGAUUUCAUCAAGCUUCAUGCAUGUUCCGAUGAAAGAAUUCCUAACUCAGAAAAUAACACUGAAGAUGGGAAAACCCUUAAUGCAGUCGCGAUUAACCCUAACUGUGAAGUUAGGGAGUUGGAUGCGAAAUAUAUGGAAUGCCUAAAGUUUGAGAAUAUUGGAGUUAUACCAGACGUGAAAGAAACAGAUUAUCUUUGA